UUGGUUUGGGAUUCAUCAGAUAUCAAAGAGUGUUGAAGUAGCAAGAUGCAUUCCGCAAAGCAGAAAGUAAACGACGCGGCGGCGGUGGUGAAGGAGCACGCCGAGAUCCUUGAAGCUAAAGCCCAAGAGAAGGCGGAGAAAGCUGUGGCGAGGACCAAAGAAGAGAAGGAGAUAGCGCAUGAGCGGAGGAAAGUGAAGGAAGCCGAAGCCAAGAUGAAGAUGCACGCAGCCAAAGCCCAGCACAUUGAAGACAAGCUGCGGCACGGAACGCAUCACCUCCACCACCAACAUCAACCUGUCGGCACAGCCGUUCCUCCCACUGGUGUCGCCGCUCCUACGUAUCCUCUCGGCGGAUAUCCUCCGGGUUGGACCGCCCCGAAGUGAAUAACAGCAUCAGUUUGAUUGGGGGGUGUGUGUGUUGUUUUGGGUUUAGGGUAGUGAUGGAUGUUGAUUUGGUUGUUAUGUUGUAGAAUGUGAUGUGAGUGAAAGAAUGGUGUGUUUUGUUUGUUGAGUAGUAUUCUUCUUGUCUGCAUAACUUGUUUUGAUUUGUCGGAAACUUUGAAGAAGAGCGCAUAGUUAACUUUGAUUUAUUUAUUAUUGUUUUUAAUCUGAAA
This is a messenger RNA of Sesamum indicum (sesame), 614 nucleotides long. RefSeq lists its product as uncharacterized. The record is from RefSeq and is a predicted model, not a curated record. Gene Ontology annotation, biological process: embryo development ending in seed dormancy. NCBI's taxonomy places the organism in Eukaryota, Viridiplantae, Streptophyta, Magnoliopsida, Lamiales, Pedaliaceae.